Melopsittacus undulatus (budgerigar) is the source of this 1913-nucleotide messenger RNA. It is a transcript of the gene COLGALT1, whose product is annotated as collagen beta(1-O)galactosyltransferase 1. Bases 12 to 1877 code for a protein of 621 amino acids. NCBI's taxonomy places the organism in Eukaryota, Metazoa, Chordata, Aves, Psittaciformes, Psittaculidae. The transcript has 12 exons. The record is from RefSeq and is a predicted model, not a curated record. Gene Ontology annotation, molecular function: procollagen galactosyltransferase activity.
AGCCGCGGCCCAUGAUGGCGGCGGGGCCGUGGGCGCUGGUGCUGCUGGCGCUGGCGCUGGGCCCCGGUUCCGGUCCCGGUCCCGGUUCCGGUUCCGGUGUCCUCGGGUACUUCCCCGAGGAGCGCUCGACGCCGGAGUCGCCGCUGCUGCCGCCGCGGGUCACGGUGGCGCUGCUGGCCCGGAACGCGGCGCAUGCGCUGCCGGUCACGCUCGGAGCCCUGGAGCGGCUGCGGCAUCCCAAGGAGCGGACGGCGCUGUGGGUGGCCACGGACCACAGCGUGGACAACACCACAGCGCUGCUGCGGGAGUGGCUGCUGCGCAUGCGCGGCCUCUACCACCGCGUGGAGUGGAGGCCCCUGGAGGAGCCGACCUCCUACCCCGAUGAGGAGGGCCCCAAGCACUGGUCCCCGCUGCGCUAUGAGCACGUCAUGAGGCUGCGUCAGGCGGCGCUGGAGGCUGCGCGUGCGGCAUGGUCCGAUUACCUGCUGUUCCUGGAUGCUGACAACGUCCUCACCAACCCCGACACCCUGGGGCUGCUGAUGGCCGAGAACAAGACACUGGUGGCACCGAUGCUGGACUCACGGGCAGCUUAUUCCAACUUCUGGUGCGGGAUGACGGCGCAGGGUUAUUACCGCCGCACCCCCCUGUACCUGCCGGUGCGGCGCCGGGAGCGCCGCGGCUGCUUCGCGGUGCCCAUGGUGCACUCCACCUUCCUGCUGGACCUGCGCCGCGCCAAGGCCGCCGCGCUCUCCUUCUACCCACCCGGGCCCGACUACACCUGGGCCCUGGACGACAUCAUUGCCUUUGCCCAUGCCUGUCGGCGCGCCGAGGUGCAGAUGUUCGUCUGUAACCAGGAGGUUUAUGGGUUCCUGCCGGUUCCGCUGCGUUCCCACAGCUCCCUCCAGGAUGAGGCCGAGAGCUUCCAGCACCUCCUGCUCGAGAUCAUGGUGAAGAACCCCCCUGCAGAGCCCUCCCCCCACGUCUGGGUCCCCCCCAAGGUCCCGGACAAGAUGGGAUUCGAUGAGGUUUUCCUCAUCAACCUGCGGCGCCGGAGCGAGCGCCGGGCGCGGAUGCUGCGGACCCUAUGGGAGCAGGAGAUCUCCUGCAAGCUGGUGGAGGCCGUGGAUGGGAAGCGGAAGCGUUGCAGGGCCAUGAACAGCAGCGAGGUGGAGGCGCUGGGCAUCCGGAUGCUGCCGGGAUACAGGGAUCCCUACCACGGGCGCCCGCUCACCAAGGGGGAGCUGGGAUGUUUCCUGAGCCACUACCGGGUCUGGCAGGAGAUCCUGGCUCGAGGCCUCGGGAAGUCUGUGGUGUUCGAGGACGAUCUCCGCUUCGAGAUCUUCUUCAAGCGCCGCCUCAUGACCCUGAUGCAGGAGCUGGAAGCCGAAGGGAUCCCUUGGGAUCUGAUUUACAUCGGGAGGAAGCGGAUGCAGGUGGAGCGGCCAGAGAAGGCAGUUCCGGGCGUCAGGAAUCUGGUGGAAGCAGAUUAUUCCUAUUGGACACUGGGAUAUGUCCUAUCCCUGCGCGGAGCUCGGAAGCUGCUGGCUGCGGAGCCGCUUGCCAAGAUGCUGCCGGUGGAUGAGUUCCUGCCCAUCAUGUUCAAUAAGCACCCGCUCCCCGAGUACAGGCAGCACUUCCCCCAUCGGGACCUGGUGGCCUUCUCGGCGGAGCCGCUCCUGGUAUUCCCGACCCAUUACACGGGAGACGCCGGAUACGUGAGCGACACGGAGACCUCAGCGCUCUGGGAUGCGGACGGAGCUCCCGCAUCCCGGGAAGGCUCUUCCCACUCGCCCAAGAUGCGGGAGCCGCCGGAGCUGCGUCGGGAAGCGCGGAAUUCCCAGGCGCUGCACUCGCGGCUCAGCCGGGACGAGCUCUGAUGGGGGGGGCUUUAAACACGGGUUUAUUUGUAUGGA